Molecule: messenger RNA, 1287 nt
Organism: Malania oleifera
Lineage: Eukaryota; Viridiplantae; Streptophyta; Magnoliopsida; Santalales; Ximeniaceae
Product: probable serine/threonine-protein kinase PBL15
Exons: 6
Coding region: 1-1287 (428 amino acids)
Biological process (GO): protein phosphorylation
Molecular function (GO): ATP binding; protein kinase activity
Source: RefSeq, a predicted model, not a curated record
AUGACAAGAGACCCCAGCAAGGCCUGGCGGCCCUUCACGGCGGCGACGUGCUGUUCCGCGGAGGAGCAGACGGUGGUGUUCGGGAGCAUCAGCCGGGACCGGCCGUCGCGGUCGGAGUUUUCAAAGAACGUGGCACCGUUGCGGUCGUUUCGAAGGUUGUCGUUCUCGGAUCUGAGCCGGUCGUCGUCGACGCGGGUGGUGGAGGACCUGGCGCAGUCGUUGGGGUCUUCAGAUUUGUAUGAUUUUGAGCUGAGGGAGCUGAGGGGGAUAACGCAGAACUUCUCGGGGAAUUACUUGCUGGGGGAAGGAGGGUUCGGGACGGUGCACAAGGGGUACGUGGAUGACAGUUUGAGGCCGGGCCUGAAGGCUCAGGCCGUCGCCGUUAAGCUCCUCGACAUUGAUGGCCUCCAAGGCCACCGCGAAUGGCUUGCGGAAGUGAUAUUUCUGGGGCAGCUGAGACACCCCAAUUUGGUAAAAUUGAUCGGAUAUUGUUGUGAAGAUGAAGAGCGCCUGCUCGUCUACGAGUUCAUGCCGAGGGGAAGCCUAGAGAAUCACUUAUUUAAGAGGAUGUCAAUGGCAUUGCCAUGGAGCACAAGACUGAAGAUUGCGAUCGGAGCUGCUAGAGGUCUUGCCUUCUUGCACGAUGCCCAGAAUCCUGUCAUCUACCGUGACUUCAAAACUUCUAACAUCUUAUUAGACUCUGAUUUUACUGCAAAAUUAUCUGAUUUUGGAUUGGCGAAGAUGGGACCAGAAGGUUCAAACACUCAUGUUACAACGCGGGUGAUGGGUACAUAUGGAUAUGCAGCGCCAGAAUAUGUGACUACAGGGCACUUGACCACCAAGAGCGAUGUGUACAGCUUUGGUGUGGUGCUACUAGAGCUGCUAACGGGGAGAAGAUCAAUGGACAAAUCGAGGCCCGAGAGCGAGCAAAAUCUGGUGGAAUGGGCAAAGACCUACUUGGGCAGCAGCCGGAGGUUGCGCUGCAUCAUGGACACUAGGCUCGCUGGCCAGUACUCUGUGAAGGGAGCGAAGGAGAUCGCUCUUCUCGCACUUCAGUGCAUCAGCUCAUACCCAAAAGACCGACCAAGAAUGCCUGCCGUUGUCAAUGCCCUCGAAGGGCUGCAGCACUUGAGGGACAUGGCUGUCUCCUGCGGGCAAUGGCCGACUACAGCAAGACCGGGAAGAAAUGGUGUUUCUACUGCCAAAGGAUGGAAGGAGAUCAGUAAAGGUGGAAUUCAGGUCAAGGGCAAACAGUCUGUUGUAGCUCCUAGAGGUGGGAGAAGCUGA